Linum tenue is the source of this 273-nucleotide messenger RNA. Lineage: Eukaryota; Viridiplantae; Streptophyta; Magnoliopsida; Malpighiales; Linaceae. The record is from the annotation of a GenBank genome assembly.
AUGUGGUGGAUCUUGAUGGUGGCGGUGGUAGUCGCGGCGGCAGGCGGCGGUGGGGUGGCGGCCGCGGUCACUUGCAGCCCAUUGCAGCUGAGCUCGUGCGUGUCGGCGAUCAGAUCGUCGACCCCGCCGUCGAAGCUGUGCUGCACCAAGAUCAAAGAGCAGAGGCCCUGCCUCUGCCAGUACAUGAAGAACCCGGCGCUGAAGCCGUAUGUGAACACCCCUAACGCCAGGAAGGUCGCCUCAACUUGUGGGACCCCCUUCCCCAAGUGCUAA